This is a messenger RNA of Thrips palmi, 971 nucleotides long. RefSeq names its product gem-associated protein 7-like. Gene Ontology annotation, biological process: spliceosomal snRNP assembly. The record is from RefSeq and is a predicted model, not a curated record. The transcript is spliced from 3 exons. The coding region runs from base 629 to 943 and encodes 104 amino acids. NCBI's taxonomy places the organism in Eukaryota, Metazoa, Arthropoda, Insecta, Thysanoptera, Thripidae. Gene Ontology annotation, cellular component: SMN-Sm protein complex.
GAUGUCUCGUUGCGGUGCGAAAGAGGUAGAGCAACGAAACCCUCGGAGGCUCGGCAGAGGGCCAGGCCGCCAGGCAGGGCGGGUGAAGAAUAAAUUAGGGGCUGUUUUGUUCGGAUGAAGAGAAGAGCACGUUUGUCACGUAAUUCGUCACCCAAUAUCACACAGCACACAGCAGGCUAGCUCGGCCACUUUUGCGUUCUGUUCAAAUUGCCGCGCUGCAAUGGUGGCUCAAUGGUUGCCAACACCGACAACAUAGCUGUCAUUUGAGGCGAAUGUAAAGACUUCCUAGGGAUAAAUUUCGAUAGCUUUGCGAAAAAGAAGAGACAAAAAUAAACAAACAAUUAUGUGUGUGUCUUUAUCAGCGAAUUUACUGGCAAAGUUGAGUAAUGAAAUGAAACACCGGCAAAGUUGGUGCCAGAUUUAGUGAGUGGCCGCGGCGGUUUUCUUUUAUUUUAUUUCCCUCGUCAAAACAAAAAUAUACACAGACAACUCGCACGACGCCAGACGAAUCUCACACUGUCGUCUUCAUCGCCGCUGGAAUUUAUCUUAGGAAUCUUAGGUAGACACUCGAGCGGUCUUUUGCGUCGUCUUGGUAGCGUGUCAUGCCGCAGUCACAUGUGGUCCUGAAAUGACUGCCAACUGUCCAGAAGUUCCAUCGCUCAUUCCGAGCAAAGAAGAGGAAGUUCAACAAGCAAGAUCUUAUUUGCGGGAAAGGUUCAUCCGAGCUUUGUUAGCUAUGAACGGUCUUGUUACAGGAAGGACUGCCAAUUUUCGUAUGUACGAGAACACAAAUGUUUCAGCAGUGUUCGGAAGCUGUGAUCGUGAAUUUGUCAAUAUCUAUGUGAAAUCAUUAGACACUCCUUUGGGAUCCAUUCCCGAUGCUCUUUUAAGAACCAAUGAUAUUGAAUGUAUAAGUAUUAAUGAAAUAGAUCCCAGUGCCUAAAUUCCUUGAAUAAAUUUUUUAAAAUAUG